AGCCAAUCAACGAUCGGCAGGGAGAAAGCGACGUCGCAUCGUUGGGCGGGCCGACACCGGGACGUGGUGGCAGAAAAAGAGAGGGCCGCGCGGCAUUGUCGUCCAGGGCGCGCCACGGGAAACCGCGUCGACCGCCACCGCAAACAGCAAACGCCAUGAAGCCCCCCGGCCGCCUCGCCACCGCCGCGGCCGCCGCGCUGCUCGUCGCGGCGUCGCUGCUCGUCGCCACCCUCCUCACCUCACCGCUGCCGCUGCUGCCGCUGCUCCCGUGCCUGCCUGCCGUCACGGCGCCCUCGGGCGACGGGUACGCGCCCCCCGGCCUCGCCGCGCUCGCCGACGCCGUCCUCUACUACGCCACCACGCCCACCGUCCCGCAGCAGUCGCACGCCGAGAUCUCGCUCUCCCUCGCCGUGCUGCGCCGCCGCGCGCCGCUGCGGCUGCUGGUGUUCGGGCUCGGCCACGACUCGCCGCUCUGGCACGCGCUCAACCCCGGCGGCGUCACCGUCUUCCUCGAGGAGGACCCGGAGUGGUACCGCAUCGUGCGCGCUCAGUCGCCGUUCCUCCGCGCGCACCUCGUCAGGUACCGCACGCGCCUCGACCACGCCGACAUCCUCUUCCGCUCCUACAAGAACUUCCCCUCCUGCGUCCCCGGCGCCGACGGCGACGGCGCCCCCUUGCGGGUCCGCGCCAACGCCGAGUGCCCGCUGGCGCUGCACAACCUGCCGCCGGAGGUGUACCAGAACGAGUGGGACAUGCUCAUGGUGGACGCGCCCAAGGGGUACUUCCCGUCGGCGCCCGGCAGGAUGGCCGCGAUAUGGACCGCCGCGGCGAUGGCACGGGCGAGGCGCGGCGAGGGGGACACGGACGUGUUCCUGCACGACGUGGACCGCAGGGUGGAGAGGAUGUACGCCGAGGAGUUCCUCUGCGAGAGGUUCCGGGUGGGAGCGACCGGCCGGCUCUGGCACUUCAGGAUCCCGCCGGUGUCACGGCGGAACGCCACGGCGGCCGGCGGCGACAAGAGGCCUUUCUGCUGACGAUGCAGGUUUCCGAGGGGCGUUUUUAGGAGAUGGCCUCAUCGGUGCAAGUGUCAAGCCCUGCUGCUGUUCUGCUACCAUGCUCUCUUUAUUGAUUGUACUGUGCAUGUCGGGCACAGCACAGCACACGGUAUGCUCAUGCGCUCAGUUGACAGGUGUAGUAAUUAGGCGCUUUGCUUGCUGCAAAAAUAUACUGUAUGAAAUAAUAAGGGACCUCACGUGUCCUUUUUUUUUUUUUGGGUGAAGGGGCCUGGUAGAAGUGGGUCUGUUUGUUACUCCCUCCGUCCCAUCCCAUAAUAUAAGCAGGUUGUAAGCAUUUGAAUAUUUUAUUUUUGUUGAGUUGAAAAAGAGGAAAAUGAUAGAUAAGAGAAACGGGUUGCAG
Molecule: messenger RNA, 1416 nt
Organism: Triticum dicoccoides
Lineage: Eukaryota; Viridiplantae; Streptophyta; Magnoliopsida; Poales; Poaceae
Product: probable methyltransferase At1g27930
Exons: 1
Coding region: 156-1034 (292 amino acids)
Biological process (GO): xylan biosynthetic process
Source: RefSeq, a predicted model, not a curated record